Messenger RNA from Osmerus eperlanus (European smelt), 1794 nucleotides. It is a transcript of the gene ca10a, whose product is annotated as carbonic anhydrase Xa. Gene Ontology annotation, molecular function: zinc ion binding; carbonate dehydratase activity. The record is from RefSeq and is a predicted model, not a curated record. Lineage: Eukaryota; Metazoa; Chordata; Actinopteri; Osmeriformes; Osmeridae.
AUGGCGAAGGCCAGUCGCAGUGUUCUUCUCCCGCUUUGUCGCUAAGAGUCUACUAUUUUCUCCUCCAUUGCCAAGAAUCUCGGAGAGGGAAUGGAACACGUGUGUGUUGAAACGCUAACUAGACCCUAUAGACCGUACAAGAUGUGUGCUUGAAGCGCGCGUAGUGCGGCACGUGUCAGUGAAGAGUGAGCAAAGCGCGCCCUCUUGCCCGUCAGUCCAAGCCGUGGUUUGACUGACUUAGUCAAAGCGAGUUUACCGUUAAACGCUGUUACUAUUUGUGCUGGGUUUCAAGUUAUAGCCUACCUUCCGUUGUCAUUUACCAUAUAACUUUGUGUUUAUAGGACCUGGAUCACGAGCUCGACUAUGGGGCGGGUUUAUGCGGGAUAACCGAUGCCAGUUAUCUGAAGUAAAACCGACGGUAAAACCGACGAGAGCGGAGUAGGCUACGUUCAUGGAUGCUCCUGGGACACGGUGGAAUGCUACGGAGAAAACCCACUGACUGAUUCGGGAAAUUACAUAGCUGUUUAUUAACUUGGAGUGUUUCCUUCUCGCUGGAAUUGUAGCUUUAUGGGAAAGUGCGGCGUCAUUUCUUCGCGAUAAACCUGCUAUGUGUCUUGUGUGGCAAACACCUCGCGGAAGGUGUACAGCGGGAUAUAGACUGGGACGACUGGAGAUCUGCAAUUGAUACAACACCGUUCUUUUCGAGCGUAAUGCACCUGGAAUGAGGAUAGACGAUGGAUAUAAUUUGGGAAAUAUUUAUCAUUCUUCAAGCCAACUUUAUUGUCUGCAUAUCAGCGCAGCCGAACCCCCCUAAAAUCCACGAGGGGUGGUGGGCCUACAAGGAGGUUGUCCAAGGCAGCUUUGUUCCAGUGCCGUCGUUCUGGGGGCUAGUGAACUCGGCCUGGAACCUGUGCUCCGUGGGGAAGCGUCAGUCUCCCGUCAACAUCGAGACCAGUCACAUGAUCUUCGACCCCUUCCUCACCCCGCUCAGACUCAACACCGGCGGACGCAAGGUGGGCGGGACCAUGUACAACACUGGCCGCCACGUCUCUCUGCGAUUGGACAAGGAGCACCUGGUAAACAUCUCGGGCGGACCAAUGACGUACAGCCACCGUCUGGAGGAGGUCCGGCUUCACUUCGGCAGCGAGGACGGUCAGGGCUCGGAGCACCUGCUCAACGGACAGGCCUUCUCUGGAGAGGUGCAGCUGAUCCACUACAACCAUGAGCUCUACACCAACUACACAGAGGCAGCCAAGAGUCCCAACGGCCUGGUGGUCGUCUCCAUAUUCAUGAAGAUAGCCGAGACUUCGAACUCCUUCCUGAAUCGGAUGUUGAAUAGAGAUACCAUCACAAGAAUAACAUACAAAAAUGAUGCGUACCUGCUGUCAGGCCUCAACAUGGAGGAGGUGUACCCCGAGACGUCCAGCUUCAUCACGUACGAGGGCUCCAUGACCAUCCCGCCCUGCUUCGAGACGGCCACCUGGAUCCUCAUGAACAAGCCGGUGUACAUCACUCGGAUGCAGAUGCACUCCCUGCGUCUGCUGAGCCAGAACCAGCCGUCUCAGAUCUUCAUCAGCAUGAGCGACAACGUGCGCCCGGUGCAGCCGCUCAACAACCGCUGCAUACGCACCAACAUCAACUUCAGCACGCAGGGCAAGGACUGCCCCAACAACCGGGCCCAGAGGCUGCAGUACCGAGCCAAUAUAUCUGGGCAACUGCUGCACAAAUGUGAAUUUUACCCCUGAAGCGUAAAUACAUUGAGGGCCAGAGGUAACCCACUACUAUUACUUGUCU